AUGCGCCAGCCUGUCCUGAUCCGUCACCAGUUUGCGCGCGUCGCCCAACUCCACGUAGGAGCGAAUGCGGAUGAAUUCGUUGUGAAACUGGUUCAUCAGCCUGUCGGCGACCCGGCAUGGUGUGUCGCCCGGCCACGCUGGACCACGGCACUGAAGCUUAGCUGUGACGGAGUCGUGAAAGUCGGACUCCAAGCACCGCUUGUUGUACUUCAGAACGUCAGAGGAGGUACCCCUAUGGACUUCCCAUUCAUCAAGGAACUGCGCCACGAACCAGUCCGCCAUUGCGCGUCGUUUUGUGCCGGGCGCGUCUACCCAGGGCGUCAACCCAUGUUAACAAUUUACUGCCGAGUCAGCAGUAGCCUGUCCGAGAUUUUUAUCUCACAGCACGUUGAGCGACGGCUCCUGCUCCGAGGGUCGCUCGCCCGUCACAACCCGUCGCGCGGUCCCGCCCGCGACCUCGUAUCCAAUCGCGUCCCAAUCAAAGGCAUCAUGUCGAGCGCAAUCUGUCGCACUUUUGUCGUCCCAGCUCGCGGCUCGGUCGCCUCUCGCGCGACCCAACCCGCGCGUGGCGUGUUUUCGGGAGCCAAAUCCCUAGAACCCCGAAGCGGUGCUGUGACCCUCGUUUCUGCUCACGGCCGUCACCGCGACGUCUCCGUGUGCAUGGGUCGCAAGGGCAUGCUCGCGGAGCUCAUGGAUGACGGCACAGAUUCCGCGGGCGACGCGAAGGUCGACCCGCGGUGCCCGUGCGGCAGCGGAAAGGACUACUCCGUCUGCUGUGGACCCCAUCACGACGGCGCCGCGCCCGCCGACUCAAUCACCCCCGAGGCCAUCGUCCGCGCACGGUUCAGCGCCUACGUCAAGAACGUGCCCAAAUACAUCGUUGCAUCCACGCAUCCGGACUCCAAGGACAUGAAGCGCAAGGACGACCCGGCGGAGGCGAGGGCACAGCUAGAGAAAGAUGCCGACGCCACGAUGAAGAAAGUUCAGUUUACGUCUCUUCGGGUGAAGGGAACCAAAGAGGGCGACGGGGAGACGUUCGUGACGUACGAGGUGUCGUACAAGGCUGCGGGAAAGAAGAACAGGGGCGGGACGAAGACGCUGGCGGAGAGGUCUAGGUACAAGAUGGCCGACGGAGAGUUCAAGUACUUUGACGCUCUGCCGCUGAACUCUUCCUCGGAUAUGAACGCCGUUGGGCAGAUCUGAUGAAGGGCGAUAAGAUCGGCCACUUGUAGGUUUAUCAUUAGUCUACAUUGCGACGUUGCGAGUU
Messenger RNA from Micromonas commoda, 1267 nucleotides. RefSeq lists its product with no specific name. The transcript has a single exon. The record is from RefSeq and is a predicted model, not a curated record. NCBI's taxonomy places the organism in Eukaryota, Viridiplantae, Chlorophyta, Mamiellophyceae, Mamiellales, Mamiellaceae. Bases 1 to 1203 code for a protein of 400 amino acids.